CCCGUCCUCCACCCGCCGCUUGGCGUCAGUCCACGGAAGGGACUCAGCCCGUGCUGUCGGCGCUCGGAGGCCAAAGGCCUGUCACUCCGGGGUCUACUCGCUGCCUUUGUGGCGGGAGCCGGACAGACAGAGCGUGGGAUGAGGGAGGCUGCGGCGCGCGGCAGAGUGCCCAGAAGCAACGAGGUGGAGGCUGAGAAGGGGUGCGCCCCGACCGGUUCCCGGAGCCCAGGGGGACAGUGAGGCGGUCCCUGGAAUGGUGGACGGCAGUUCUCUCCCCAUCCUUUAAACUCCUGAGCUUGGAGAAAGUGAACUCUAAAAACCAGUCUUUCUCUAUGUGAAUGCCAAACCUUGUGGAGAAUUUGUGUGGUGGAGUUUCUCUCAUCUCAGGUUAAAAAAAGCCCUAAGCAAGUUAUAUUCUAGGCAGCAAGCUCCCUGGAAGUGUUGACUGACCAACUUAAUCAUGAACAUGAUUCAAAAAUGUUAAUAAACAAACCAAGAUCAUGGGGAAUUCAUAUGCUGGGCAACUGAAAUCUGCUCGAUUUGAGGAAGCUCUCCACAACUCCAUAGAAGCCUCGCUCCGAUGUAGUAACGUGGUACCACGUCCCAUUUUUUCCCAGCUGUACUUGGACCCUGAGCAGCAUCCUUUCUCAUCUGCAGAUGUCAAGCCCAAGGUAGAGGAUUUGGAUAAAGAUUUGGUACACCGCUACACUCAAAAUGGCACUCUAGAUUUUUCUAACAAUUUAACCGUUAAUGAAAUGGAAGAUGACGAAGAUGAUGAAGAAAUGUCUGAUUCCAACAGCCCACCAAUUCCCUAUUCACAAAAACCUGCCCCAGAAGGAUCUUGCACAACAGACGGUUUUUGUCAAGCAGGGAAAGAUUUGCGUUUGGUAUCACUGUGCAUGGAACAAAUCGACAUUCCAGCAGGAUUCCUCCUGGUAGGGGCCAAGUCUCCCAAUCUUCCUGAACACAUUCUAGUUUGUGCUGUAGACAAGCGAUUUCUACCAGAUGAUCAUGGGAAAAAUGCACUUUUAGGGUUCUCUGGAAACUGUAUCGGCUGUGGAGAAAGAGGAUUUCGGUAUUUCACGGAAUUUUCCAACCACAUUAACUUGAAGCUUACCACCCAGCCAAAGAAGCAGAAGCACUUAAAGUACUACCUAGUCAGAACGUCCCAGGGUGUACUAUCAAAGGGGCCUCUUAUCUGCUGGAAAGAAUGUAGAAGCCGACAAUCCUCUGCUACUUGCCACUCUAUUAAACCAAACUCUUCAGUGUCAUCAACUGUGACUCCAGAAAAUGGGACAACCAAUGGAUACAAAACAGGAUUCACUCAGACAGAUUCGCCGGUUCUCAGUCCAGCUAAUUCUGCAAUCAAUUUAAGUGGCGCUCAGGACCUGACCCGGAAUAAGAAUGUUGUGAAACCACUGGCUUUAUCUUUGCAGGUUGUAGGGAAGACUUAUGCUGCAGAUGCUGCAAAUGGGAACAGUAGCCAUGGAGGGAAGAGCAGUGCAUCCAGCUCCACUCCAGCCCGCCCAGGGAACUACUCCUUGUCGCCAAGACCUAGCUACCCAUCUGCAGACCAAGCUACUAUGUUCACUUCUGGACCACCAAAGAAACGACACCGGGGAUGGUACCCUGGAUCACCUGUCCCCCAACCUGGUUUAGUUACACCCGUUCCUACAAUUCGUCCUCUUUCAAGACCUGAACCCCUUUUAUCUGCCCCAGUUCCCCAGACCCCAUUAACUGGAAUUUUACAGCCUCGGCCCAUUCCUGCAGGGGAAACGGUAAUUGUUCCUGAAAACCUGCUGAGUAACUCAGGAGUGAGACCAGUAAUUCUGAUAGGUUAUGGCACUUUACCCUAUUUCUAUGGAAAUGUUGGUGACAUUGUUGUGAGUCCCCUGCUUGUGAAUUGCUACAAGAUUCCACAGUUGGAAAACAAAGAUUUGGAACAAUUAGGAUUGACUGGCAGCCAACUCCUGAGCGUGGAAAACAUGAUCCUUCUGACGAUACAGUAUCUUGUGCGGCUAGGUCCUGAUCAGAUACCUCUCAGGGAAGAAUUUGAGCAAAUAAUGCUGAAAGCCAUGCAGGAGUUUACUCUGAGAGAGCGAGCUCUGCAGAUGGGCGCUCCAUGUAUACCUGUGUCUCCAGGACAACUCCCCUGGCUUGCUAGAUUAAUUGCCAGCGUGUCUCAAGAUCUGGUUCAUGUGAUUGUGACCCAAAACUCUUUGGCGGAGGGCAUUUCAGAGACACUGAGGAUUCUCAGUGAAAUGAGACACUACCAGAAGCUACCAGAUUAUGUUGUGGCAAUUUGUACAUCGAAAAUCAGAGGAAAUGAAUUUUGUGUAGUGGUGUUAGGUCAGCAUCAGUCCCGGGCUCUGGCAGAGAGCAUGCUCACCACAAGUGAGUUUUUGAAAGAAAUUAGUUAUGAGCUCAUCACAGGAAAGGUCAGUUUCCUGGCAUCACAUUUCAAAACCACGUCAUUAGGUGAUGACCUGGACAAGCUGCUAGAAAAAAUGCAACAAAGAAGAGGAGACAGUGUGGUCACCCCUUUCAAUGGGGAUCUUAAUGAAUGUGUGUCGCCUCAGGAGGCUGCUGCUAUGAUUCCCACACAAAAUCUGGAUUUAGAUAAUGAAACCUUCCAAAUUUAUCAACCACAGCUUACGGUUGCCAGAAAACUCUUAUCCCAGGUGUGUGCUAUUGCAGACAGUGGCAGCCAGAGCCUGGACCUCGGCCACUUCAGCAAAGUAGACUUCAUCAUCAUCGUCCCAAGAUCAGAGGUUCUGGUCCAGCAAACUCUUCAACGGGUUCGACAAUCAGGUGUCCUUGUAGACUUGGGUCUGGAGGAAAAUGGGACAGCUCAUCAGAGAGCAGAGAAAUACGUGGUUCGUCUGGACAAUGAGAUUCAAAGCAAGUUUGAAGUGUUUAUGAGGAGGGUGAAACAGAACCCAUACACACUGUUUGUGCUAGUUCAUGACAACUCCCACGUGGAACUAACGAGCGUCAUUUCGGGCUCUCUAUCCCAUGGCGAACCCAGUCAUGGACUGGCUGAUAGAGUCAUCAAUUGCAGAGAGGUUCUGGAUGCUUUUAACCUCCUGGUGCUCCAGGUCAGCUCCUUCCCGUACACUCUGCAGACCCAGCAGUCCCGGAUCAGCUCCAGCAACGAGGUUCACUGGAUACAGCUGGAUACGGUGGAGGACGUGGGCUGUGAGGAGAAGCUGUACUUCGGCUUGAAUGAGUACAGCAAGUCUCUGCAGUGGGGGGUCACAAGCCCACUCCUGAGGUGCGAUGAGACCUUCGAGAAGAUGGUGAACACGCUCUUGGAGAGGUACCCCAGGCUGCACAGCAUGGUCGUCCGCUGCUACCUUCUCAUCCAGCAGUACUCGGAGGCCCUGAUGGCUCUUACUACCAUGGCGUCACUACGGGACCACAGCACACCAGAAACACUCAGCAUUAUGGAUGACCUCCUCAGCUCCCCAGGAAAAAACAAAAGUGGGAGGGGACACAUGCUCAUUAUCAGGGUGCCCUCGGUGCAGCUGGCCAUGUUAGCCAAGGAGCGACUGCAGGAGGUGCGGGACAAGCUGGGUCUACAGUAUCGCUUUGAGAUCAUCCUUGGGAACCCGGCCUCUGAAAUCAAUGUUGCAACCCACUUUGUGGCACGAUUAAAGACAUGGAGAGGAAAUGAGCCGGAAGAAUGGAUCCCUCGGACAUACCAAGAUUUAGAAGGUCUGCCGUGUAUAGUGAUAUUAACUGGCAAAGACCCUCUUGGAGAAACCUUUCCCAGGUCUUUGAAGUACUGUGACCUCCGGUUAAUUGACUCAAGCUAUUUAACUCGCACGGCCUUGGAGCAGGAGGUGGGUCUGGCAUGCUGCUAUGUCUCAAAAGAGGUCAUCCGAGGGCCCACUUCCGCCCUGGACCUCAGUGGCAAGGAGCCAGAGAGGGCCCCCAUCAUUGAGAAUGACUCUGAGGAGCUGCUCAUUGACCUGGAGCGGCCACAGAGCAACAGCAGCGCUGUCACGGGAACCUCGGGUUCCAUCAUGGAGAAUGGGGUCAGUUCCUCCAGCACAGACAAAUCCCAGAAGCAGUCCCUGACCCCCAGCUUCCAGAGCCCAGCAACCAGUGUGGGGAUGGAUGAAGGUGUCUCGGCCAGCACAACCGGAGCUGGAGACCCCCUGAAGCAGGAGUGUGACUCCCUGGGCCCUCCAAUGGCCAGCAGUACCACCUCCAAGCCGUCGUCGUCGUCCUCGGGACCCAGGAGCCUUGCAUGGCCAGGGCAACCUCCCAGAGGCUGUAGGGGCCUACACGCCACCCUGCCCCCAAUUGUGAUCUUAUCCAAAGCAGCCUACAGCCUCUUGGGCUCCCAGAAGGGUGGCAAGCUGCCCUCCUCCUCGUCUCUGCUGCCCCAUGCUGAUGUGGCCUGGGUCAGCUCCCUGCGGCCAUUCCUGCACAAGGACAUGAGCAGCGAGGAGCAGUCCCUCUACUACCGGCAGUGGACCUCGGCUCGGCAGCACCAUGCCGACUUCAGCAACCAGCCCGACCCAGCCUCGGGUGCCCGGAACUUCCACCCCCGGCGGCUGCUGCUCACUGGGCCCCCCCAGGUGGGAAAGACUGGCUCCUAUUUACAGUUCCUUAGGAUCCUCUUCCGCAUGCUCAUCCGGCUCCUGGAGGUGGAUGUGUACGAUGAGGAGGAGAUCAAUACUGAUCACAGUGAAAGCAGUGAAGUGAGCCAGUCAGAGGGAGAGCCCUGGCCUGACAUCGAGAGUUUCAGUAAAAUGCCUUUUGACGUCAGUGUGCAUGAUCCCAAGUACAGUCUGAUGAGCCUGGUGUAUACGGAGAAGCUGGCAGGGAUCAAACAAGAAGUAAUAAAGGAAUGCAAAAUUGAGGAGCCCCGGAAACGAGAAACUGUAUCCAUGAUGCUGACCAAAUAUGCUGCCUACAACACCUUUCAUCACUGUGAGCAGUGCCACCAGUAUAUGGACUUCACCUCUGCCUCCCAGAUGUCUGACUCCACCCUUCAUGCAUUCACAUUUUCUUCCUCUAUGUUGGGAGAAGAAGUUCAGCUGUAUUUCAUCAUCCCCAAAUCCAAAGAGAGUCAUUUUGUCUUCAGCAAGCAGGGCAAACACCUGGAGAGCAUGCGGCUGCCUUUGGUUUCAGACAAGCAGAAUUUGAAUGCAGUCAAGAGCCCUAUUUUCACUCCUUCCAGUGGUCGCCAUGAGCAUGGACUCCUAAACCUUUUCCACGCCAUGGAGGGCAUCAGCCAUCUUCACCUUCUAGUGGUCAAAGAAUAUGAGAUGCCGCUGUACCGCAAGUACUGGCCCAACCACAUCAUGCUGGUGCUUCCUGGCAUGUUCAACAAUGCGGGCGUGGGUGCUGCUAGAUUCCUCAUUAAGGAGCUGUCAUAUCACAACCUAGAACUGGAGAGGAACCGCCUGGAGGAGCUGGGAGUUAAACGCCAGUGUGUCUGGCCUUUCAUCGUUGUGAUGGAUGAUUCGUGUGUCCUAUGGAACAUUCACAGUGUUCAGGAGCAGACCAGCCAGUCCAUGGAAGCAGGAGUGUCCAGUAAGAAUGUGUCCUUGAAGAGUGUCUUGCAGCAUAUUGAAGCCACACCAAAAAUCAUCCACUACGCAAUCCUGGGUAUACAGAAAUGGAGCAGCAAGCUGACUUCUCAGAGUCUCAAGGCCCCAUUCUCUAGGUGCCAUGUGCAUGAUUUCAUUCUUCUCAACAUAGACUUGACUCAGAAUGUGCAGUAUGACUUCAACAGGUAUUUCUGUGAAGAUGUUGACUUUAACCUGAGAACAAACAGUAGUGGCCUGCUCAUCUGUCGCUUUAAUAACUUCAGCCUCAUGAAGAAACAUGUUCAGGUUGGCGGGCAAAGGGACUUUAUCAUUAAACCAAAGAUCAUGGUGUCGGAGAGCUUAGCUCCCAUCUUGCCCCUUCAGUAUGUCUGUGCACCCGACAGUGAACACACAUUACUGGCAGCCCCUGCGCAGUUUCUCCUGGAGAAGUUCCUUCAGCAUGCUGCAUAUAAACUCUUCCCCAAAGCCAUCCAUAACUUUAAGAGUCCUGUGCUGGCCAUUGACUGCUACCUUAACAUUGGACAGGAGGUGGCCAUAUGCUACAUCAGCUCCAGACCCCACUCCAGCAAUGUCAACUGUGAAGGGGUGUUUUUCAGUGGACUCCUUUUGUACCUCUGUGACUCUUUUGUAGGUGCUGAUCUUCUUAAGAAAUUUAAGUUUUUAAAAGGUGCUACUCUAUGUGUCAUCUGCCAAGAUAGAAGCUCCUUACGCCAAACAAUUGUCCGCUUAGAGCUAGAGGACGAGUGGCAAUUCCGCCUCCGGGAUGAGUUUCAAACUGCCAACAGCAACGAUGACAAGCCUCUUUACUUUCUUACUGGACGUCAUGUAUGAGCUUUGGAAGAGACCAAAAAUUGCAAAGUGAUGCCUAGCUGGGGUGGGACAGAAACAAUUAUUGGGGGAUUUUUUUUUUCUUUAAAGUACAAUCACUGUGGAGCAAAGUGCAACAUAUUUGUCUAUUCUCCAAAGAACUCCCCAAAUCUAACCAAGUCUUUGGGGACAUCACUCUCCUUCAGUUCUAAUUACAGGACCCUACAUUCAGGCGAACUCCACUGUAGGCAAUUAUGCAGUUACUUAAGUUGUGGUCUGCCUGUGGGAGCUUAAGGAGGAUAGACUUUGGAGAACAAACAUGGAGUUUGCAUUGGUUUUUUUCUACUAUACUGCAUUGGGGGGGAAAACUGUCAGCAUUAGCUUGCUUGAAUGUGUUACAUGAGAUACACCAUUGGUGUGGAAAUAAUUGAAGAUUAACAUUUGAGGCCUGAACCCUCAGUUUCUCUUCAGAUCUGUACUUUGGUACAGUAUUACUCAGGGGUGUGAAAUGAUAGAAUGUAGAAGUUAUUUGUAUUUAAAAAAAGUAGUUUUGUCUUUUUCUGUGCAGUGUUAGUUUAAGAUUUAUAAUCUUUUAUGUAUUGAAACUUUUGGCAAAAUUUCCACAGGAGUUAAGAGUUUACUAUUUAAACUGAACAAACAAAUCAGUAAAUGCAGAGCAGGCAUUGUGUACAUUUAUGAAGAGUCUCCUAGCUUAAUUCUUUUGCUUUUCCCAUUCUUUAAAAGUUUCCAGUCUUAAAACACACCAUGUCUAAGAGAAUAUGGAAUAGUGAUUAAUCUUAUUUAAGAACCUGAUUAAGCAGUUGGGCCAAUUAAGCAGCUUUUAGGAGUUAACCUGUACCCAUCCUGUUUUGGUUGAAAAUAAGCAGCUAGCACUAGGCAAACCUAAAUGUCAAGCUGAGGCUCUGCUGUGGAGUAGAACGAGUCGUGCCCCCCCGCUCCGCCCCCCAAACUCAAGCACAGCUUUCUUAAAAAAACAAACAAUAUUAGCUGCCUUACACUGACAACACAGAAAGUGCUGGAAUGGGAAAUAGAGCCAUGGAAAGAGAGAACUAUUUUACUUAAUUCUACCACUGACAUUUUUGUGAGGAGUAAAAAAGAUGCCAGGAGUUUUUGACUCAAAAUCAGUACAUGAUGUCUGACCAAUAUAAAAAGUAGGAUUUCUCACCAAAUAUUUUAAUGAAGAGCAGAUUCUAGGAAAUAUUCUAGAGUAGUCUAUUUGAAGUUUAUACUUAUAUUACUCCGGUUCUCAUCAUUAAACAAUCUCUUGAGAUUUUUUUGAUUUGCCCACGUGUAUCACUUUAUCCCCACUUAAAAUGGCCUUUGUUACUUGAAUCUGUUUAGUGACCUGAAACUACUGAGAGGGGCCUACGAAGCCUGCAUUUACUUAGAACAAAUAGUAUUUUAUCUUGUGAUAACAAGGAGUUUACAGCUAGUGAAAAGAUGGAAUGUAUUAGACUGAAAAUGGCUUGCAGAUCUCUUGGUUUUAAUAUAGCUACUUUUAAUGCUUUAAAUGUAUUUUGAAAUGAACAAUUCCUUUUAAUCCCCUUUUUGUCCUUCAAAGAAGACCUGCCUUAUUAUAUAUGCUUUAAAAACUUAGUAUAGCAGAAUUUUUAGCAAAGAGGUACGUUCUAAAGCAACUUGGUGUAGAUAUGAAUGUAUUUCAUUUUUUCCUGAUUUGUUGAAAGGGCCUGAUGCAGAUGAUAUCAAAAAACCCACUGUUUGUGCAAUAUUCCAAUAACAUUUACUAUAGGGCAAAUAAAAUACUUGAAGUAGUUCUAAUUUUACCUGGGGCAGAUGGCCUCUCAGUGUUUGUUCUGGUUUUAUGUAUGAUUUCAUGGUCAAGGUUUUUUUUAAGUUUCUUUAGAUGCAGGUACUCCACGUUAGGGCUGCACUCUAAAAAUUCAAAUUAUUAUGAGUUCAGAACUACUAUUCAACUCUGUGGAAGAGAAAUGCCAGAAUAAAGUCCAACACAUCAACUCGAUAGUGGAGAAAUUUAAGUUGACCUGCCUAAUUUUUUUUUUUUUUGAAAGCCUCUUAAAUCACUUUAUCACUCUUAAUUCUUUAGAGAAUGUUAGGUCAUCUCUAAGGAGAAAAUUGCACAAGCACAGGACACCAUGAUUUGUUAGUGUAUGUGUUCAGUUUAUGCUUUUCCACCCCUUAAAACACUAGUGUGGAGUGAAUGGAUUCACUAGGCCCACACAAUAACUCACCUACACACCUGCUAAAAACUAUGGCAUGUAUGUAUGACAGUUCACACAGGUUAAUACUAAAUGUAAACUAAAAAUUAGAAUUGUAGUUGUCAAUUUGGUUUGGCUGUAAUUUAUGCAAAUGCUUUUUGUGACUUUUAGAAAAAGGGGUACCUGUGUUACAUAAUUACUGUAAAAUUUUAACCAAAAUUUGGUGAAUUUCACUAGUCAGUCUACCUCACGUUUUGUUGAUGAUUCUAAGUUGUCGUUAAGUUGUGUCUACAGUAUGUUCUUGUCCUUUCAUUUAAUUUGGUGAAUGUAUUAAAAUUCUCUCCCACUCCCCA
Molecule: messenger RNA, 8925 nt
Organism: Ictidomys tridecemlineatus (thirteen-lined ground squirrel)
Lineage: Eukaryota; Metazoa; Chordata; Mammalia; Rodentia; Sciuridae
Gene: Greb1l
Product: GREB1 like retinoic acid receptor coactivator
Biological process (GO): multicellular organism development; kidney development
Source: RefSeq, a predicted model, not a curated record